Molecule: messenger RNA, 5981 nt
Organism: Gracilinanus agilis (Agile Gracile Mouse Opossum)
Lineage: Eukaryota; Metazoa; Chordata; Mammalia; Didelphimorphia; Didelphidae
Gene: LRRIQ1
Product: leucine rich repeats and IQ motif containing 1
Exons: 32
Coding region: 72-5981 (1969 amino acids)
Molecular function (GO): protein binding
Source: RefSeq, a predicted model, not a curated record
UGAGGCCAUUAGUGGAUCCAAAUUGUUCUAGCAGUUACCCCAAAGUGGAGCAGGACACCUCAACAGAAAGAAUGUGGGAUGAUAAAGAUAUUGAAGCAGAGCUGGAAGAAGAAAUAAAAGCUGAAUUGGAUAAAAUCAGCGUUUCAUCUUUGGAGAUAAGUGAAGAGACAUACUCGCCGUCUGAUGUUGGUAGUGGGACUGAUUCAGUAAAAAACUUACCUGAAUCAGUUCUUUACUGUAUUAAAGUCAUAAAGAAUCAAAGUAAAAAUGUUGAAAAUCUUGUUCUCCAGGACUUGGAAGAUUCUGACAUUUCAAGUCCUAAUUAUGGAGCAGUUUCCAACAAUCCCACAGAUUUUUUGGACGAGUUAACAGUUAAUUUUCAUGAAAAUGCAUUAGAAUUGAAAAAGAGGAUGUUACUUAAAAUACAAGAUGAAUUACAGACAAAUUUAAUCUUUGAUAAAGUUUCUAAUUCUGCUGAGCCUCCUAAUGAACCUGCUAAUGAACAUCUUUCUAAAGGUGAUACUGACACAAUAAGCUUUGGAUACGUUGAAGUCGAGGAGAAAUGUCGACAGUCUUUUGCAGCAUGGGAGGACAAGCAGCGAAAACUGGAGAACAAGGAGAAUGAAAAACUCAAAGCUCAAAGGGAUAGGGACGAACAAGUGUUGAAAGAGGAAGAGGAAAAGAUACAUUGCCGGAUGAAGCAAUUUGAAAUAGAAAAGAAAAGAAUAGAAAAUAUUCAUAAGAAAGAAGAAGAAAAGAUAAAUAUUGAAAUGAAGCAACAACAGAAAUUGUGGGAAGAGAAUUUAAAAGAACAUGAGGAAUUUAUCAGACAACUACAACUAAAAAUGGAUGUGGAAAGAAGAGGUUUGGAAGACUUAAAGACCAAAGAAAGCCAACGUUUGUCAGAUCUGCAGCAUAAUGCAGCCACCAAAAUCCAAGCUAGGUAUAGAACAUUUGUAGCUUAUCAAAAGUAUGGAUCAACUAUAAAAGAACGGGUAGAGUGCAAUAAGAGGAAGAAAGAGAUGCUAGAAAAACAAAACCAAGAGUGGAAAGAAAUGGUGUGUAAAUUCCGACAAAAGGAUGAAGAAAGAAAGAAAAAAGCAGAUGAGAGACAGAAAAGACAAGAUGAAAUAAAUUGUCAAAGACAGAAAGAACAUGAGAAAAGGCAGGAGGAAUAUGAAAAAAAGAAGAACAUGUUAAAAUGGAAAAAAGAGCAAGAAAUGGCAGUAGUUGAAGUGAGAAAAAGAGAAGAGCCACCCAGAGAAUUGAAAGGAAAUAAAAAAAGAGGAGCUAUUCCCAAAGAGAUUUCAGUGAAAAAUUUUACAAGGAAAGAAGAUAUAGUCAUGAAACCAUUACUGAAAGAAGAAUUCAUUGAAAACAAAGAUACAGUCAAAUUUAUAUUAGAAGAUGAAGAAGAAGAAGAAGAAAGAAAGAAAGAAAAAGAUAUAGCUGAACAGAAAACUAUACAAAAAUUAAAGCAAGAAUCACACAAGGAAAACAUAUCAAGACAACCAAUAAUGACAGAAUUGAAAAAAGAUCAGAAUGACAAUCUAGUCAAAUGUCAGGAGCUGGAUGAAUUCCAAAAGGAAAAAAGACUAAAUGACAAUUUAGCCAAAGAUUCCAAUAAAUCACCAAGAAAUAUAUUUAAUGAAAAUACGACAAACCACCUAGAAUUAGAGAAGCAAAGAGAAAAAGGGAGUUUAGUCAAUGAAGAUAAAGGAAAUGAAUGCCAAGAAAUCAGGGAGGAUGAGGGGGUGAGAAAUGAUCCAGAACAGAACAGAAACAAACAGGACCAGGAAGAAGACUCUGAAAUAAUAAAAGAAGAAAGAGAAAAGAAUGGAGAAAAUCAGGAAGAGGAGAAAAGUAACUUCAAAGCUUCACUGAAUCAUGUGCUUUCACUUGUAAAAGAAAGUAAUGAAAACAUCAUUAGCAUUGCCAGCCUGAUGGCACCAGACAAAGAAAGUGAACCACAAGCUCUAGAAAAUGGUGGAAAUGAGGAAAUAAAUAUUCUGACAGAUGGCAAAACUAUAAUUCUUAACACCGCUGAUAUAGUUCUAAAAGUAGAAGGUAACAUAUGCAAGCAAAACAUUGUUAGCUGUGUACCAACACCAGAUGAAUGCUCAGAUGACUCUGAUAGGCUCUCAUCGACAUCUGAAGAAACCACAACUGCUCAGUCUGUUUUGAACGAAAUGCUUGGGGGUGAAACGCCGAGGGAGAGGGAGUCUGGUGGACGUAGAACAAAAAAUAAAGGCUUGAGUACUAAUUCUCUAAGUAAGGAAGCAGUUUUGGCUUUAGUUGAAGAAAAGAGACUGGCUUGGAUAAAGGCCUGUCAACCAUGGCUUGAAAUCUUUAGGGAAAACCAAAAUAAGAAGGUAGUUACAAGAAACAGACCUAGGAAGUCCUCAGUCAGCAAGCUGCCUCCUCUGAAUUCAGUUGCAAUCCUUCAAGGUGGCCUGUGGACUACCUUACAACAGGUUACAACAGUAACAUUUCGGGAUUUGCCGGGUUGUAGUCUUUCCACGUUGUCAGAAUGUACAAGUCUUCAAUUCCUGACUCUUAGGCAUUGUGGAUUAACUGCUCUGGAAGGACUGAAUAACUGUAAAAAACUGAAAUAUAUUGAUGUACAGGAAAAUCAGAUUCAGGUUAUAAAUUGUGAGAAUUUAGAAAAUCUCUGCAUCCUUCUUCUGAAUGACAAUGAAAUAACUUCUUUUCAUGGAUUGGAUGGCUGUAGUAAUCUUCGAAAUAUUGAAGUUUCAUAUAACAAGAUCACUAGAAUUGGUGGAUUAGAAUCUUUGAAAUCUCUUCAGCAACUAAUUGUGGAUCACAAUCUGCUGAUGAGUACCAGAGGUCUUUGCAGUGUUCCAACUAUUAUGUACCUGGAUUGCUCUUAUAAUAAUCUUACUAAAGUUGAAGGCAUUACAGACUGUGGCUUACUUCAGAUUUUGAAGUUACAGGGAAAUUACCUAAGUGAGCUUCCAUCUCUGAAGAAUCAUGUUCUGCUCCGAGAAUUAUACUUGGAUGACAACAGUAUUUCAACAUUGGAAAUUUUCUCUUCCUACUGGCUUCCUUUAUUACAGAUUCUAACUGUCUCUCAAAACAGUUUGAUUGAAAUUGUGCCACUCUUUCAAUUUGUUUCAUUGGAAAAACUUGAUGUCAGCAACAACUGCCUUUCAGAUCUUACAGGUGUCACCAAGUGGUUUGAUGCAUGUUUUAAUCUAUGUGACUUAUCACUAAUUGGAAACCCCCUUCUCCAAGAAAGAAACUGGAGGCAUUCCAUACUUGAAAUCUUACCUACUCUAAGAAUUCUCAAUGGUGAAACAGUAAAUUCUGAUUCAUUCAACAAUCAGAUUUGUACAGAACCAGGCAGUUUUUCUGCAAUCUGCCAGACCCAGACCCAGGAACUUAACUUAAUAGUUAAAAAAUGUGUCACUGAAAAAAGAAGUAUACACUCCUCAGAUGCCAUAGAGGACUUGUGCUGUUAUUUUAAUGAAUUGAUGAAGCUUAGUAGUGAAUACAGAAAUUAUCAUGAACAUGAAAAUUUCAAGAUCACUGAGAGAGAUGAAGAUUUAAACACCAUGGAGAAAGACCAAUCAGAAGUACAGCAAGAUCCUACAAAAAAAGUAGUCAAUAAUAGCCCAGAGCAAAACAACCUUUUUGUUACGGAGGUAAAUGAAAAUCAACAGGAUUUUCUCAAAACUUCUCCAAAAAUAGUUCCUCCUGACAUUUACCCUACAUUCAUCACAACCUCCAAACAUGAACAACGAGAGAGAACAGAUCAAGACCAAAGAGUCCAUAGGAAGAGGAAGAGCAAGAGCAUUAAGACCACCAAAAUUCAUCACAAGUUUAACCCUGUCACUGAAACAUUAAAUACAACUGAACUGGAAAAGAAUUUCCAACAUAUUGAGAAUGACGAUAAAAAGAAGCCAAAGGAAGGAUACUCCGUUCAAAUGCAGAUUAAUUUUUGUACUAUAAGGAAUAUGGCUGCAGUAAUAAUACAGAGAGCUUGGCGAAAUUUCUUUUUGAAGACUCAGAUUGCUAUGAAGAAAAGAAAAUGUAGCACCACUGAUAUGCAUACACAGAGGGAAAAGGCUGCUACACGUAUUCAGGCAGUUUGGAAAGGCUUCUUAUUGCGGAAGAAGCUGGCCAAAGCACUAGCUUCCAUUAAAAAUGAAGUACUUGAUGGCUAUGAAGAAAUCAACCUUGAUGACUUUACGUUUGAUGAAACUGCCUUAGAGAAAGAAUGGCUCUCUUUGGAUUCCACUGACUUCCCUUCCAAAAUCGAGCUGCAACAGCCAAAGCAUUCAGGAUAUUUGUCUUCUGAUGACACUUCACUUAAUUUACCAUGUCAUCCAGAUCAAGCUUGGCAAUGUAAUGAGAGAGGAAAUCCAUUCUCUCCUGAAGACUUUCAGUUUAGUGGCAGAUCAGAAAGCCAAAAUUUGUCCACUCCAUCCGAUUUCAAGAGUUAUUUGAAAAUGUCCCUAAGAUCUAAAAAAGAAGAAAAAAUUUCAGAAGAAUGGGGCUUUAAAGAUAUUUCUACUGCUCAGUUGAUGCUAAAGAGAGCCCAGAAAAUGAAAUCUAAGAAAGCAAAGCAUAAACUAGACCCUGCUGUGCGCCUGGCAUUGUUCAAAAAUAAUGGAAGUAAAUAUCCCAGUAUGAAAGCCCCAAAGAAAAAAGGACACCUUCCCAGACAUGAACGUUUUGAAGAGGAUGUCGUGUUGCAGUUUUAUGAAAUAUUAGAUAGAGACAAGAGUUGGGAUUUUAUUGUGAACUUCCCAGUUGAGGACACCUUUUCUACUGAUGCAGGAAGAGGGAGGCUCCUCAAUGCCUCUGCUGAUUCUCUGGGGCCCCCGCAGCCCUUCCUCCGUGCCCACCCUGCCAGCCAACCUGCACGAUCAUUUUUCAAGGAACAGGAAGUGGCAGGAAGAGAUUUCCGAUUGGUGCUGAAGGGCCGGGAGCAGCUGAAGAGAGCCGGUGGUGGGUCUGACUCUGCACGGGCAGUCCCACAGGCCAGUGGAGAAGCCAUCAGAAGAGCCAGGCCUCUGGGUCUGUGGAACAGUCCAAGGAGUGGGCAGGGAGGAGCUCGUGGGUCCGGAUCCCCGGGGCUCCAGACCAAGGCAGAAAGACCAAACACCCCAAACACUGGGCAGUCUGCAAGUGAAACAAGUGGCGUCUGGAAGGGUGUUGGCUCGAGUCUAAGAUCCAGGUCAGCUGAGGGAUUGCGCUUCUCUAGAGGACAAUCCCAGGGAAGCCUGGGCGCCGGAGCCGGCCGCGUGACGCCUUUGGUUUCAUUAGCUGCCGGGAAUCAGAAUGUUCUGUCUGGGGCUUCGGCUGCCUUUUGGUCAGGGCAGGAAGGGCUGCCCGGGAGCUCCCGGCAAGGUAAGUGGGAGCCCCUGCACACAAGGUGGAGCAGCCAGGUGGCCCAGGCAAGGCCGGGUGACUACUGCAAAGUGCUAGGGGAGCACACACAAAUUCUCAAUGGUGAUACCUCUGAGGUGAUUCAUUUGACUCAUGAUUCUGGAACCCAAGAGCAACAGUCAUGCAUAAUGAAGAUGGCCCUGCAGGCAUCUGGCACCUUGUUAGAAGCACUGCGCUUUGCUUCCCUACCUACACAGUCUUUAUUGAAUGAAGUUGAUGAUGAAGAACAUAACAGUGAGGAUGUUCCUAUUUCCAGUGAAAAAACUGAGCAUAGCAAAGAGCUGACCUACCAAUGGCUCCAUACGCAAGUUGGGAGUUAUGAAACAACCCUCCCCAAAAAUGUGAAAUGCCAGUCUCACUUCUUGCCUGUGUUAGAUCCAGAUGUACUUAAUGGUGGGCGAGUUCAGCUUGUGGCAAGACUUGUAAGGAGAGAAGACAUGGAUGUAGACCUUGUUUCCAUGAACACUGGGAAUGCUUUGGCUCAGAACAGAGAAAAAAAUAAUCAGGCAUCCAGAUACCCAGCAGAAUCUUCAUGUAAGUUGUGGUUUCAUUCCAUGUACAUUUAG